Molecule: messenger RNA, 1317 nt
Organism: Fonsecaea erecta
Lineage: Eukaryota; Fungi; Ascomycota; Eurotiomycetes; Chaetothyriales; Herpotrichiellaceae
Exons: 2
Coding region: 1-1317 (438 amino acids)
Source: RefSeq, a predicted model, not a curated record
AUGUCUCUUGAUAGCCGAGCAGUCGCAUAUCAGCCGCAUCUGAAGAUCGAAGAUAGCGCUUUCGAAAUGUUGCAUGAGCUGGAUCAUCCAGAAUUCGACAGAGAUGCCUCGCUGGAACUUGUGGGAGAAUGUCCCUUACUCUCGUCCGAUUUCUUUUCUUCCGAUGCAGCCAGUACAGACUCUGGUGGCGUACGUCGGCCGUCGCUCACAUCUUCUUCCACUUACUCGGCCUCGCCCGAAGCAUUCUGGACUCCAUCAGCACCGGCGGCGAGCCCCAUGACCCCCAUGCUGGUCGAGCCCAGCACAUAUUUGAGAUCGAAAGAAUAUGUAAAGCCCGCAUCUUACCUCACUGACAAUCGCCACAUCUUCCAUCAUGCGCAAGAAGAUGAGCCCUGCCCUCGCAGAUCUUUGUGGGAGACUCCCAGAUACUCUGGUCUGUCAAUGCUGGAUGGUACUCAUGAGCUGCUUGCUGGGGAGGCUGGCCGUCCAUUGUACCAUCCCGACAUACAAGGUCUGAGCUACGGAAACACCAAUCUAGUGUUGACAAAAGCGAUAUUUGCUGGACCAUCGAACCCCAAUGCAUGUGCAAUGAUGACAGCAACGGACGACGAUCUGCUUCCAUGGAACUCUGCAGCCGUCCAUCCUCCUGAAGAGACGAUAGCACCAAGGCUUGCCUUUCGUGCAACCUUGACAAGCUCCCCAAGUUACAAGGUUGACCCGUCGACGCCUCCGAAGCUGCACAUACCUCAGUCUGCAAUCUUGAGCAGCAGUCCCUUAUCGGUAAUAGCGCCGCAAAUGCUGCCGUCACAACAUGGGGUGGAGGAGUUACCGUAUGAAUCACUGCAGCAUAUCGUCAGUCCAGUGAAAAAACAACCAACAAACACUGAUCGGCUCCAUCGGCGCCCUUACGAGCGAAAGCGUCCUGUUGGUCCAUCAUCUAAACCCAAAGCAACACCCAUCAAGUCCGGUAUGAACUGCGACUAUAUCAUCACAACAAAUGAAUUUGCCUGUAGCUAUCCCGGAUGUAUCGACAAACACACCGGAAAACAGAAGCGAUUCAAAAGGCAAGAGCACAAGAAGCGUCAUGAGAAGACUGUACAUGAAAAGUCUACUCACACAACUUACAAGUGUUGGGUCCCUGAAUGCAAUAGACCAUUCUCGAGAACAGACAACCUGAAAAGUCAUCUGAGAAAUACUCACUCCAAAAAACCCGGGGUUCGGGGAAACCGAUACGUCGCCACAUUGGACAAGAACAGCGAGUUCUAUGAUCCAGAUUGGGUUGGCGAGCUUGACAAGAACGGAUAUCCGAUCCAUUGA